CUCGGACUUUAGCAAAAAUGGCGUCCAGCGUGGAUGCGAAGCUGAUUAGGCGGACUAAGUUCCCCCCUGAGUUCAAUAAGAAGGUGGAUAUGACCAAGGUUAAUAUUGAGGUUAUGAAGAAAUGGAUCGCAAGUCAAAUCUCCAAGAUAUUGGGCAAUGAGGAUGACGUUGUUAUCGAGCUCUGUUUCGCACAUCUCGAGGGACCACGCUACCCCGAUAUCAAAUCUCUCCAAAUCCAACUCACCGGAUUCCUAGACAAAGAUACCCCCAAGUUCUGUCAAGAGCUGUGGUCGUUGUGUCUAAGCGGUCAGGCCAAUCCACAGGGCGUCCCGAAGGAGCUUCUCGAGGCUAAGAAGCUUGAGCUCAUGCAAGAGAAGGUGAUUCUCGAUGCCCAGAAAGCCAGUGAAGCGCUCCGACGCCAAAGGGAACAAGACCAAAACCGCGAACGAGAGUUGGACGAUGUGAGACGCCGCGAGCGACCAGACCGCGGACGUGGAGGAAGAGGUGGUGAUCGUGGUGAUCGCGGUGGCCGUGGAGGUCGAGGACGAGACUUCAACAGACGAUCUUCGCCUACCAGAGACCGCAGCCGAGACCGAUUCCGUGAACCUCUACCGCGACGUGACUUUGACUCCUACGUGCCACCUGGUAAUCGUCCCGGCCGCCGGCCAUCCAGAUCUCCACACGGAACUCGUUCUCCAUCUCGAUCCCCAAAGCCAUCGUCCCCAUCUCGCCGAAACCGUGACGAGCCACGCCACAGGCGACGCUCAGUAUCUCCCGAGCGACGCAACCGCGGAGGAGCGAGAAGACGCAGCAGUCCGGAUUACGGUGACCGUGUUAAAGCAAGACCCAUUUCCCGCAGCCGUUCCCCGCGCUCACGUUCCCCCAGAGGAGACCGCCGCCGAAAAAGCUCCGUCUCUCGCAGCCGCAGUGUAUCCUCGCCGCCUCGCCACACCCGGCGCAAGGCAGACUCUCCCAAGUCCGUAUCUCCCGCUCGAUCCCGCCGCUCAUCUGGACGCCAUGCCCGCCGCGAUUCUCGUCGCUUGAGCCGCAGCCGCAGCCCUGACCGUAUUGGUACACGUGAUCGUGGUGAGAACCGUCGACGCCGCAGCCCCAGCGGUGGUCGGAGCCGUAGCCGCAGCCGCAGCCGCAGCGCCAAGAAGGAUACUGACGGCAAGCGGCGCCGCUCUAUGGAAAGAUACAACCCUGAUGAGAAACGACGCAAGAUGGCUGAUGAGAAUGAGGACUCCACCCGAACCCCCUCGAAAGCUGAUGAACCGUCCAAAACUGAUGACAGUGAGACAAAGGUUGCCGAGCAGGUUGGUCAUUGAGAAUAGAGAUUCCUGGUCCAACCUCCACCUUGUAUCCUUUACCACCCAGAUUCAAUUCCUACUUAAUACCAAGAAACCGCUUUCAGCGUGGAUACAUUCAACUGAGUUCCGUGAGAAAUUACUUCGUGAGAGAUGUAUUGCUAUGCGUCGCCCGUCUAGCGAGAAGCCAAGCAGUGCCUCACAGCCAAAGCAGGACUAAACGAGAGCAGCAUGAACUAGUGGGAGGGAUUAACACUGGCCGUUUGUGACUUGAACUUUGAGAUUUACGCCAACGAAAUGUGUGCGUUUUAGCGCUGUACAUGUACUUUUUCACAAUUCC
Messenger RNA from Penicillium samsonianum, 1647 nucleotides. Its product is annotated as PWI domain-containing protein. Gene Ontology annotation, cellular component: spliceosomal complex. The record is from RefSeq and is a predicted model, not a curated record. Gene Ontology annotation, molecular function: RNA binding. Bases 18 to 1328 code for a protein of 436 amino acids. The transcript is spliced from 5 exons. Gene Ontology annotation, biological process: regulation of mRNA splicing, via spliceosome; mRNA processing. Lineage: Eukaryota; Fungi; Ascomycota; Eurotiomycetes; Eurotiales; Aspergillaceae.